CCCGGCGGGCGCAGCCGGCGCAGGCGGCGCAGGCGCAGUGGGGCCGGCGUGCAGCAUGGCGGCGCUGCGCUGGGGUCUCGGGGCGGCGGGGCUCGGCCGAGCCCUGCGGCCUGGGGGCCGCCACGGGGUCUCCUCGGACGAAGGGACCGUCCGCCGCCUGUGGAGACGCGGCGGCAGCUCGUCCGCCCGCGCCUGCGAGCAGGAGCCCCGCAAAGACUGGGGCCACGCGGAGCUGCUGGAGGUGCUGGAGGCCCGAGAGCGGCAGCUGCAGGAGCGGCACCCCGAGGGCCCCGAGGAGGAUGUGGCGGUGCUCGGCGGGCGCUGGGCACAGAAGGUGGCGUCAGAGCGGCACCUCGUGCGGUGGCAGCAGCAGCAGCAGCAGGAGCAGGAGCCGGUGUGCCUGCUGUCCUCGGCUGCCCGGCUACGCCUCCGGCCACGGCUGCAGGACCAGGCGCUGUCGCAGGGGCUGGCGAGACUCGUGGAGGAGCCCGCUGGGCCCUGGGAGGAGCAGCUGGAGUACCUGCUGCGGAGGGCACCGCAGAGGCAGGCGGCGGGGGCGCAGGGGCCCGAGCGGGCCACACAGCGGCCGAAGGGGAAUGCGCUGCAGCAGCGCCUGCUGGGCUUCCUGGAGUGCUGCCAGCUGUCAGGCCACCAGGCCCUGGCCCACCACGUCCUGGAGUCGCAACACAGCAGGUUCCGCCAGCCGCCCUUGAUCACGCUGCCCAUGUACAACAUCGUUCUGCGCGGCUGGGCCCGCAAGGGCUCCUUCAGGGAGCUGCUGUACGUCUUCUACAUGCUCAGGGACUCGGGCCUCACUCCAGACCUGGCCUCCUACGCCGCCGUGCUGCAGUGCCUGGGGAGGCUGGACAGGGGCGCCGGCUCUGUGCGCAGGUGCCUGAAGCAGAUGGAGCAGGAUGGGUUGCAGCUGCAGGACCUCUUCUCCCAGCCGGCCCUAGAGGACAGGGAGCGGCAGGCCAUCCUGAGCGCCGUGCGCAAGGCCCUCCCGGACUUCCGCCCCCUGCCCCCGCCCCAGGCCCCGCUGGGCCGCUGCAGUGCCCAGCUGCUAGCUGACUUCUAUGCUGGGGACCAGCCCGCCCACUACCCGCGACUGCACCUGUCCCAGAAUGCUCUGCACAAGCUGUUCCAGGAGCAGCUGCGGGUGGAGAUGGCCACCAUCGUGCAGGUGCCGUCGGUGGACAGGUCCCCGGAGGAUACGCCCCAGCUUCACCGGGCGCGGAAUAUGCUGAAUGCGCUGCGCCAGCAGUGGGAGGAGGCGCUGUUGCAGGGGCUGCGCGAGGCCAAGGUGGUGCAGGCGCAGAUGGCGUCCGAGGGGAACCCCUCCGUGUACCCACACCUGUGUCUGCUGAGCGAGGACGAGCUGGUGCAGUUGCUGCUGCAGAGGCUGCACGCACUGUCCCCCCACGGGGACUCGCUGCUGUCGGUGGCACAGGAGCUGGGCAUGCGCGUGUUCACGCGGUUCACGGUGCAGCGCCAGCAGCUCAGCCGUCGGGUGCAGGAGCUGGAGCAGCGCUACCACAGCUACCUGCGCCUGCUGGCGGCCGAUGGGAAGGUGAAGCAGCCGCAGCUGCCUCGCCAGUUCUGGGAGUCGCUGGGCCCCUCGGAGCCGUGGCCGGAGCAGCCGUGGCCCGUGUCGGUGCUGGUGCAGUUGGGCAAGGUGCUGGCCGAAGUGCUGGUGCAGGCCGUGCACAUGCCCCACCACCUCAUCUCGCCCGGCGGGGCGGCGCGCAGCGUCCCGGUGCUGUACCACGCCUACGCCUUCCGCAGCUUCCGACAGAUUGGCGUCCUGAAGCCGCACCCCGCCUUCGUCGAGCUGCUUGAAGUGGCGGCCGAGCGCACGCUGACCUUCGACGCCAACCAGGUACCCAUGCGGUGCCCGCCCCUGCCCUGGCUGUCGCCGCACAUGGGUGGCUACCUGCUGAGCACCACGAAGCUCAUGCGCUCGGUGGAGACCACCACACAGCACCAGCACCUGCUGGCCGCCUGCGCCCCGGGCGAGCUGCACGGCGCGCUGGACACGCUCACCCAGCUGGGCAACUGCGCCUGGCGCGUCAACGGCCCCGUGCUCGACCUGGUGCUGGCGCUCUUCCAAGACCAAGGCUGCCCGAAGCUCGGCGUGCCCGCGCCCGUCCCCAGGGCACCGCACGCCUGCUUCCCGCGCCUGCCGCCCGGCACGCCACCCGCCCACAAAGCCAAGCUGCGGUCUGAGCUGGCGCGGGCGCUGAAGCUGGCCCGGGAGCAGCACGGCUUGCGGGCGGAUGCGCUCUACCGCCUGUCGGUGGCGCAGCACCUGCGAGACCACACCUUCUGGCUCCCGCACAACAUGGACUUCCGCGGCCGCACCUACCCCUGCCCGCCGCACUUCAACCACCUGGGCAGCGACCUGGCACGCGCACUGCUGCAGUUCGCCCAGGGCCGACCCCUGGGCGCCCGCGGGCUGGACUGGCUCAAGAUCCACCUGGUCAACCUCACCGGGCUCAAGAAGCGCGAGUCGCUGCGCGGCCGGCUGGCCUUUGCUGACACCAUCCUGGACCUGGUCCUGGACUCGGCUGACCGCCCCAUGAAGGGCCAGAAGUGGUGGAUGGAGGCCGAGGAGCCCUGGCAGACGCUGGCCUGCUGCAUGGAGAUUGCGAGUGCCCUGCGCUCCCCUGACCCCGCUGCCUAUGUCUCCCACUUCCCCGUCCACCAGGACGGCUCCUGUAAUGGCCUGCAGCACUACGCCGCCCUGGGCCGGGACGCCGUGGGCGGGGCCGCCGUCAACCUGGUGCCCGCGGAGUUGCCUCAGGACGUGUACAGCGAGGUGGCGGCCCAGGUGGAGGUGUUGCGGAAGAGGGAUGCGGAGCGGGGCCUGCAGGUGGCCCAGAAGCUCGAAGGCUUCAUCAGCCGCAAGGUGGUCAAGCAGACGGUGAUGACCGUGGUCUACGGAGUCACACGCUAUGGCGGCCGUCUGCAGAUCGAGAAGCGUCUGCGCGAGCUGGAGGCCUUCCCGCAGGAGUCUGUGUGGGAGGCCUCGCACUAUCUGGCCUGCAAGGUGUUCAGCAGCCUCCAGGAGAUGUUCUGCAGCUCCCGCGCCAUCCAGAACUGGCUCACCCAGGCCGCUACGCUCAUCUCCAGGUCGGGCUCGCCCGUGCAGUGGGUCACCCCCCUGGGGGUACCGGUCAUCCAGCCCUACCACGUGGACUCCAAGAUCAUGGUCACCGGUGGCAUGCAGACCCUCACCAUCAGCAGCUCUGGAGACAUGAGCCAGAAGCCCAACACGAUGAAGCAGAAGAACGGCUUUCCCCCCAACUUCAUCCACUCGCUGGACUCUUCCCACAUGAUGCUUACAGCCCUGCAUUGCUACAGGAAGGGCCUCAACUUCGUCUCUGUGCAUGACUGCUUCUGGACACACGCGGCGGAUGUGGAGGUCAUGAAUGAGGUGUGCCGCGAGCAGUUCGUCCGCCUGCACAGCCAGCCCAUUCUGCGGGACCUGGCGGCCUUCCUGCAGCGACGCUUUUGUUCCGAGCCCUGGACCGACUGCAAACCCACCCAGAUCGGUCAGCGCGCCAAGCUGCAGAGGAUCCUGCAGGCCGUGCCCGAGACAGGUUCCCUGGACCUGGAGCAAGUGAAACGCUCCACCUACUUCUUCAGCUGAAGUCCCAUGCCAAUAAAGCCUUUGUCACCCGCUGUCACCCUUGGGAGCCGCACCUCCCACAGGGAGCGGGAGCGGGAA
Messenger RNA from Erinaceus europaeus (western European hedgehog), 3730 nucleotides. It is a transcript of the gene POLRMT, whose product is annotated as RNA polymerase mitochondrial. Gene Ontology annotation, molecular function: DNA-directed RNA polymerase activity; protein binding; mitochondrial promoter sequence-specific DNA binding. The record is from RefSeq and is a predicted model, not a curated record. The transcript has 21 exons. The coding region runs from base 56 to 3652 and encodes 1198 amino acids. NCBI's taxonomy places the organism in Eukaryota, Metazoa, Chordata, Mammalia, Eulipotyphla, Erinaceidae. Gene Ontology annotation, biological process: mitochondrial transcription. Gene Ontology annotation, cellular component: mitochondrial DNA-directed RNA polymerase complex.